GGCGGAGGUGACGUAGGACGCGCAGGCUCGGGCCGGUGGGAGGGGUUUGGACAAGAUGGCUGGAUCCACAGUUAAAGUCCCUCGUAAUUUUCGCUUGUUGGAAGAACUUGAAGAAGGUCAAAAAGGAGUAGGCGAUGGUACAGUAAGCUGGGGCCUUGAAGAUGAUGAAGAUAUGACACUUACAAGGUGGACAGGCAUGAUUAUUGGACCACCAAGGACAAACUAUGAAAACAGAAUAUACAGUCUGAAAGUAGAGUGUGGACCUAAAUAUCCAGAAGCACCUCCAACAGUUAGAUUUGUAACUAAAAUUAAUAUGAAUGGAAUAAAUAAUUCCAAUGGAAUGGUGGAUACACGGAGCAUACCAGUGUUAGCAAAGUGGCAAAAUUCUUAUAGCAUUAAAGUUGUACUUCAAGAGCUAAGACGUCUAAUGAUGUCCAAAGAAAAUAUGAAGCUUCCACAACCUCCAGAAGGACAAACUUACAGCAAUUAAUUUUAGCUGAUUCUCAAACUUCUGUCUUAAAACAACAACCUUCUACUCAUAUUAAUGUCUUGAUUAAAUCUCACAAUGCAAACCACCCACACAUUAAAAGAAUUUCAGCUGGUAUACAUGACCUGGACAGUUGUAAGAAUAUAUAUAUAAUAUAUGUACGCCCAGUAUGUUUUUAGGCACUAUGGGAGGAAAAAAAGGCAGCACAAUUUAUUUUUUUUCUCUUAUCAAGACACUGUCAUUUAAGCAUAAGCCUGAAGUAGCUUAAAAUUGAAAUUCAGGUUUUACAAGAUGAAAGCAUGACAGAAAGUGUCAGAUUGCUGUGGAUUAAUGUAUGUUUCAGAAAAUUAAUCUCUCCAGAAGAAAAAUUAUAAAUGGCAUGCUUUACCCAUCUGGCUUAGUAAAAGAGCUGCAGUUAAAAUUGUUUUAAAGUAGCAGGUAAAGUGAAUACUGUUGCUCAUCUUGUUUAAUUUUGCUAAGGUGUGGGUGCCGACUACUAUUAGUGUCACAAAGUAUGUUCAGGAUUGUUUUGAUACCUGUAUUUAUAAAAGGGGGGAAUGGAUUCUGUUAAGCGGCUCCUGUGUGUUACAUGUAAUGGACAUGGCAAAUAUUUGUUUACAGUCUUUGUUCUAAUAAACAAUGCAUUUAAGUUUUAGUGAAACAAACAAAGGAAAUAGGUGUAUGGAUAUGUGAUUGAGAUUAAAGUUAGUCUUAAAAUGUAAAUAAAAUGUGGAAAGUAUCCUCUGAGGCUGUGCCAUUUCUAUAAUAAUGUAAUAUAUGUAUAGUACCUUGCAGAGGUAGCAAAAAGUUAAACACAAUGUAGCAGUGGGUCUACAUGCACCUUUUAUUCUUACCACUAUUUCUAUAUGCUUAUUUUAUUUGAUAACUGAAGGUAUUGGGAUUAUUGCAGAGGAGCAAAUUCCAUAAUCUGCAGUUACACUUUUUUGGACAAACUUGCAGUUCAAAACCCUUUUAAAAAAAAUAUUUUAAGUAUUCAUUCUAGAAAUGACAUUAACUAGGCCACUUAGCCUAAGCAACUCCAGAGCAAUUUCCAAACUGGACUGCUGAAAUUCUGUCCUGCUUCUGUCUUUUCAUCCUUGAAACCAUCUUCUGCAGCUGCUACCUUGUUUUUCCAUGUCACGUUUUUUCCCUCUGCACUUUAACCGCUUUUUUUAAAUCUUCAAGCUAGUUUCCUUUUUGUUCUGUCUCACUUUCUCCUUACCCCAGCGACACAUAAGUGAGAGACGUCAGGCCUUAUCAUUUUUAUUAAAACCUCUUAUACUACUGUUAAGAACUGUGUGGACAUGCCGUAUUUAGCCAUCUGCAUUCUAUGCUUCAAGUGCCAGUGGCGCAAUCUCAUUGGUUAGAAUGAUUUCUGCCCCUUCAACAGUGAAUUCUCCCCCUUCUAAUUUUACUUAUUCCUUUCUCACUAUAGUUGUAGUUGGUGACAUCCAUGGGUUAGUUCUGCUAUAGGUUUCUCAAUGUUGUUCAUGUUACCUUACUGGAAAUGAGACACUCUAAUCUCUUGUGUGGAAAAUGCAAAGAUUUGUCCAGUUUACUAAAACAAAUUGUAACCUUGGGACUAGGUCAGUGACGUGUUAUUCAAAACUUCAUCAGUAAUUCUCUUGGAAAAAUGAAUUUAAUCAAAAGUCAUCAACAGCCAGGGAACUUUCAACUUUGGUAUCCUUAUUGCCUAUCCCUAAUAUGACGAAAAAAUUGUAAGAAAAGCAAUAAACUAAGCUUUAUUAUUUUUUUUUAAUAGAAAGUUUUAGGUGGUGGUUGUCAGUAGAGGAAGGCUGUAUUUGAGAGUCCUUAAACACAUCUGACACAUUUCCAGAGUUCACUCAGUGAAAUGAUAGCUGUCAGCUACCUCAUGUCCAUGUUAUGUAACACAUCACAGUAUAUGACGGAAAAUUUGACUGAAGUGAUUUUACCACUAUGUAUUCCUAUUCCCUAAUUUUAAAUUAAUUUAGAUGUUUUGGAUUCCACUAAAUAAAAUUUCAUUAUGCUAGCACUGCUAGUCUAUAUGUAAUCUAUUAAAAUAGAAAUGGAACUAUUCAGUUCUGAGAAAUAAAUAUUCACUUUCAGGAAUCUCUCUUUAGAUUAAACAACUGGAAGAGAUUGAGAUACAUUGCCAGACUGUCAUAUGGUUGGUGACAAGAUUAACAGACGACUAGUGUGAGUGUGGAGCCAUUGAGAAACUCUCACUCUUCACUGAGUCGCUGAAUAUAGAAAAGUGUUGGCUUUCUGUUUGCACCACAUGUUGUACAAGUUAACUGUGCAAUGUCUAUUCCUCCUCGUCUGUUCUUUGAUUAUGGAUCUCUGUGGAAAUCUGCAUGCCAGUUUCAGUUUUUGAGAGCAAGAUCCAUUUUGCAUGUUGCAAACAAGCUGCACUUGAUUUUCAAAUAGACACUCUGGUUGUACAAAGGGGUAGCUACAAAACCACUCAUAAUAAUGAAAUCUAAGCAGGGCAAUUUUGAAGCAAUAUCCCCUUGUCCUAUUGAAAAAAGGCCAGAGUUGUAGAAGUGUAUAGUUUAUCAUUAAAUAAACUCUUAAAAUGGCCAUAGAUUAUUGUACAUAGGUCAAUAGGUGAGACCCUUAAGGAUGAUUUCCUACUAUUAAAGGAUUCAAAACAUAACUGCUUGUCCUCCAAUUAGGUCACAUUAUGAUUUGAUAAGUCCAGUUUUUUGUCUGGUAAUUUAUUUUCUGUGCUUUUUUGGGGUUAACUGUUUAAACCAGGUUUUAAAAAAUGUAUUACUAUGUUAGUAUUAUGAUAUAACAGGAUUUUUAAGCAUGGGUUUCCAAUGGUUAGUGGUUUGUAAUUUAAUAAAGAAGUUUGUGCUUUUUUUGUAAGUACAAUACUAGAGUAAAUAGAGCACCAAUUUAAACCAAACCACGUGGGGGAGAAAAAUCAAAACCUCCACAUGUAGCGCAUUUUCAAAUUAUGUUGGAGAAUUGGUAUAAUAGAAGUGAUCUUUAACUGGAAUUUAAACUUGUGCUGUACUCUGAUACCUAGCAAAUGUGCUAAAUUAAAUUCUGCUGGGUAAAUGCAUAACAGGAGAAAAAUUUACAUAUGUUGUAUUAAUUUCAUGUAUUGUAGUGACUUACUGUUUAAAAUUUAAUGAGCUGCCCUUUAUUUCUACUACCUGUGCUAUUUAUAAUAUUCUGUAUUCUUUUACAUUUUGCAAGAAAGUGCAAAGUAUUAAUAUAAGGCCUGAUCCUGCAACAUGCCUGGCACACUCAAAUCCCCUUAAAGUCAAUGGUAUUUGAGGAUGUGUAUGUAGCACCUUGCAGGGUUGGGACAAGAGUGAGAGUCCUUGGGAUAUGGAUGCCCAGCCAGUCUUAAAUGUUCAUUGUUACUGUGAAUACAUGUAAAAAUUAUGAUUAGGGCUGUCGA
Molecule: messenger RNA, 3884 nt
Organism: Terrapene triunguis (Three-toed box turtle)
Lineage: Eukaryota; Metazoa; Chordata; Testudines; Emydidae
Gene: UBE2V2
Product: ubiquitin conjugating enzyme E2 V2
Exons: 4
Coding region: 56-490 (144 amino acids)
Biological process (GO): protein K63-linked ubiquitination; DNA damage tolerance
Cellular component (GO): nucleus
Source: RefSeq, a predicted model, not a curated record